AUGGAGUGGCCGACCAGUUCAUUCCCAGGGCCCCAAGAGGAUACUACUAGUACUACUGCUGGUACUCAUCUAGACCGCCUCCUCAUCGGUCAAUUCCUCUUUCCCCAGUCAUCAGCCGUUCCAGUGUCCCAGCCCGACUCCUCCAUCUUUGCAAAUCACUCCUGUGGGGCCUUUGCCUCGAUUGCUGGUCCGUCCCGUAGUAUUGAACCUCCAGUUUGGACAGUCAAUCCGAUGGGUGGUCUUUCAAGUGACAGAAACAUUCCACCACAAGGCGGUGUGGCGCAGACUGCUCAAGCGCCUUUUGCCUAUGAUGAAAUCCCUGCCGAGUCACUUGAUUUGUUGUAUGCUUCCACUCGUAUUAUUGGUGGUCAGCCCCUGCGACUACCAGGAGACUGGGCGGAUACCAAUGCAGACACAAACCCAACCUGGCUUGCCCCCAAUAACGCCAUGAACCACCGGCCACACCCAGCUCCGGGAAGGUAUGCAGCCCGCUUCAUCUACUACUAUCAACAUGGCAUAUUUAACGUUACCAUAUCUGUGCAGUAGAAUCCCUCGUGCCCCUUCUAGUGCUCAUAGCCCACCAACAUUUGAGUGCAAAUGGGAAGGCUGUUCCAGCUCCACACGUUUCAGCACUGAAGGGGACCUUGUCCGCCAUCUUAAAUCGAUCCAUAUCUCCCCCGAUGCGUAUUCCUGUUUAGUUUGUGGCCAAUCUUUUGGUAGGAAGGAUCACCUCCGAGACCACCAGAGGCGCCGUCAUCGUUGCUUGGUCUGAGGCUCUCUGUUUAUUAUUCGUGUUUUAUGUUGGUGUUUCCUACAAUAUUCUCCUCCCAUCGCUCCUUCUUCCACUUCUUCCACUCCUUUUUCCUUUCUUAUACUAUCUACUCCGUACUAUUUAUAUAUACCUUUUCGGGGCCUUAUCAGCUGCUUUC
Molecule: messenger RNA, 929 nt
Organism: Aspergillus neoniger CBS 115656
Lineage: Eukaryota; Fungi; Ascomycota; Eurotiomycetes; Eurotiales; Aspergillaceae
Exons: 1
Coding region: 1-546 (181 amino acids)
Source: RefSeq, a predicted model, not a curated record